Misgurnus anguillicaudatus (oriental weatherfish) is the source of this 1528-nucleotide messenger RNA. RefSeq names its product C-C chemokine receptor type 5. Gene Ontology annotation, molecular function: C-C chemokine receptor activity; C-C chemokine binding. The record is from RefSeq and is a predicted model, not a curated record. NCBI's taxonomy places the organism in Eukaryota, Metazoa, Chordata, Actinopteri, Cypriniformes, Cobitidae. Gene Ontology annotation, biological process: calcium-mediated signaling; immune response; G protein-coupled receptor signaling pathway. Gene Ontology annotation, cellular component: external side of plasma membrane; membrane.
AAGAACAUUCAGAACAUAUUUAAAGUAUUAAUAGUCGUUUAAACUGAGUCCCGCCUCUCAGGAAAUAACACCCCUUGUGUUCUGCAUAGUCUUUAACAGUCACAAAUUUCUCUGACAAAUUUCACAGAUUCAGCUGUUAUAACCAAGAGACAUGACCGGGAACUCAACCACACCCGACAAUUCAAGUGAUUUAAACUAUGAUUAUUACAAUAACCGUGGAGACAACAAUGAUUUUGCUCCAAGCAACAACAGCAACACGAAGGCCUUCAGUGAAGUUUUUCUUCCGACUUUCUAUAGCAUAGUCUUCAUCAUUGGCUUCAUUGGGAACGGCCUGGUUGCGUGGGUCCUCAUCAGACACCGUCACAAAUCCAACAUGACAGACGUGUGUCUCUUAAACCUCGCCAUCGCUGACCUGCUCUUUCUUGCGUCACUUCCCUUCUGGGCUCAUUCGGCCAGGGCUGACUGGAUCUUUGGUAAAUUCAUGUGUCAUACCGUAACGGGCCUUUACAUGAUGGGUCUCUACGGCAGUAUCUUCUUCAUGGUGCUUAUGACAGUGGAUCGCUAUGUCAUCAUCGUUCAUCCCCACAGUAUCUUUUCCAAGAACCGCUCUGCCCAAACAGGUUUGGUUUUGGCUUUGUGCAUGUGGAUCCUCAGCCUGUUUGCAUCUCUUCCAAAUAUUAUAAUUGUCCAUGAGUCCAAAGAGAUGAAUGAUUUAACAUAUUGCAGAUCAAACUAUUCAAGUGAUGCCAUGAAGUAUUUUAUUUCCUUUAAGAUAAACUUCUUGAGUCUGUUUCUUCCUCUGAUUAUAAUGGUUUAUUGUUACGCACGGAUCAUCCCAACUCUGACAAGCAUCAAAUCACAAAAACGACACAAAAUCAUCAGACUCAUUCUGGCUGUGGUGGCUGUUUAUUUCCUCUUUUGGACGCCAUACAACAUUACCAUAUUACUUCUCUUCAUGCAGACACAAGGCUACAUGCAGUCUUCUGAAUGGGAUAAUAGUUUGAAACUGACCAUGCAAUGGGUGGAGACUAUCGCCUACAGUCACUGUUGCCUCAAUCCCAUCAUCUACGGCUUUGUUGGAGAGAAGUUCAGAAGAGAAGUCAUAAAGGUGGUAAAGGAGCAGUUUCCCAUGUGCUUCAGACAAUGCUCAUCUUUCUCACAACAGUUAUCUGAACGCAAAGCCUCGACCUUCUCAAAAUCAACUGACUUUUCCAGCACACAUUUGUGACCCUGGACCAUAAAACCGUAAGGGUCAAUUGUUUGAAACUGAGAUUUAUACAUCACAUGAAUGCUAAAUUAAUAAGCUUUCCACUGAUGUAUUGGUUGUUAGAAUGAUAAUAUUUGGCUGGGAUUUACAACUAUUUGAAAGUCUGGAAACUGAGGGUGCAAAAAAAUCUAAAUAUCAAGAUAAUCGCCUUUAAAGUUGUCCAAAUGAAGUCCUAAGCAACUGCAUCCACUCACAGAAAUAUAUUUUUAGUAUAUUUAUGGUGGGAAAUUUACAAAAUAUCUUGACAUCAACGAUUUUGUC